Messenger RNA from Verruconis gallopava, 1361 nucleotides. RefSeq lists its product as uncharacterized. NCBI's taxonomy places the organism in Eukaryota, Fungi, Ascomycota, Dothideomycetes, Venturiales, Sympoventuriaceae. The transcript has 6 exons. The record is from RefSeq and is a predicted model, not a curated record. The coding region runs from base 294 to 1163 and encodes 289 amino acids.
GAUUUCAGAUAAGGUCCUUACAUGCAGGACUACUUGAGAGUUACAUGAUGUUACCUUCCUACACCUGAUCGUCAACGUAGAACAUCCAAACCUACAUCUUCACAUCUAUCUUUUUUUUUUGGGUGGCUUCUUUGUGCUUUUUGUUCAUGCUACUUAAACGUCUCGAAUUCAUGUCUAUUUUCUUCACUCUGCAUCCCAUUGUCGCAAGCCGUAUCCUUUUCCAAGCUUGUCGGAUCUGUGAGGUGCUUUAGAACAGCCGCGUACGACCACGUCCUUCCCCAGAUUCUUCGGAGAUGUCGUCCGACGAGCACGUCACAGCCCAACCACAGAUAUCAGUGGUACUUGGAGGCAUAGGCACAGCGUGCUGGUGCAUACAAAUUCUGCCGCAGAUAUGGAAGAACUGGCGACGGCAUACCACGACAGGCGUGCCAAGUCAUAUGCUUCUGCUCUGGGCAUCUGCCAUGCCUUUCUUUGGCGCUUAUUGUAUCCUUCGGGAAAACAAUCUGGCCAUUCAGGCCCAGCCUCAAAUAUUUUGCUCUCUCUGUCUCUUGUGCUGGAGUCAGACGUUAUACUAUGCAAAAAAAUACAAACCUUGGCAAGCAAUAUUGACGGCCCUCGCUACGGGCGCUGGCUUUGCAGCCCUUGAGUUAGCCCUUGUACUUGGGAUAAGAAUCCCAUACAACAAAGGCGUUCAGUGGCCACUAACAGCACUAGGCGCAUGGGCCUGCGCUCUUCUGAACCUAGGUCUCAUCGUCCCAUUUUAUCAAGCGUACAAAGAUGGUUGGCGCUUCAUUGGUCUCUCUUUCCGCUUCGUCGCUAUCGAUUUUGCUGGCGCGUUGUUUUCCCUCGUCUCGCUUGCUACACAGCACAAGUGGGACAAAUUCGGGGGCGCGUCUUACAUCAUCGUCAUGAUACUGGAAAUAGGGCUUGUGGUUGUACAGCUAUCGUGGAUCUGGCGUAAUAGAGACACGAUUCGGACGGCACGAGCGGCAGGCAAGACGUACGACGAGUAUGUCGCCGCCAAAGAGCAGAAACAAAAGAUUCAUGACGAGGAAGCCGUAGAAUCGGCUCGCACAUCGAGCGACGGCAAUAAAACCAAUGAAGAUCACGUAGAAGAUUGCUGUGCAAGGAAGCAUGCAAGUGUGGCGGCCGAGACCAAAUAAAACAAUGAGUGAUAUCGGGAAGUUUCUAAGGGCGUCUAAAAGGAAGAAAAGGAUCUGAGGAUAUCCCAUUGUCAAUGAACGAAAAUGACAAAAGUUACGAGAUGUGAAAGACAAUUUUCUCAGGCAAAACCACGGCGCGCGAUUUUACUAUCUGUAGCUUAAAGACUAAUCCAAAAUGGAGAAGAACUAUCGAUGAAC